GGGGGUGUCAUGGCCCAAUCAUGUUGUCUUCCUCGGACUGUUUGGUGCUUGGCGGGGGACAAUGUGAACCUGAACCAACAGCUUCCCAGUGUCCAGACCCAACUCCCAAGUCUUGCAAGUCCUCGCAAAUUCUUUUCUGGUCGUCCCCAAACUCAACCAACGAUGAUGAUGGCACUUCGACAUGCCCUUACUUGGCUGCCACCCAGCUUCCCCGUUGUCGCGGCGAUAGCUGCCAUCGUCCUCGCCGUCUUCAUCAACACGCUUGCGACACCAAGAAGAGCAGACCCGCGGGAACCACCUCUUCUGAAACCCACCAUCCCGUUCAUCGGACACAUCAUCGGGUUGAUCCAACACCAGGCAGAUUACCACCGAAUUCUACAUCGCAAAUCCAAGCAGCCAAUCGUCACACUUCCUAUGCUCACAGGAAAGCUGUACGCCAUCUUUGACCCCUCCUUGAUCUCAGCCGGCCUCAAGAACAAGCACCUCUCAACGAAACCCCAGGUCAGAGCUGCCGUCGCGCCGUUGAUAAAAGCCAGCAAAGGCACCGUCGACCUCAUGAUGAGCGAGCAGGGCGACGUGCUUCAAGACCGCAUAAUGCUGCACGCCAUCCCGACUAGUUUCUCUGGGGAGCUGCAGCAAAGUUUUAUCGAGGCCGCCUUGCAAGAAGCCACGACACCACCGGUGUAUGGCAAGCACCAGGACCCUUUCUCCCAGGACCCGAGCCUGCUGCAAUCUUUCUGGGACUACAACGAGUCCAUCAUGGUGCUGAUGAUGGACAUCCUGCCGUCCUUCAUCGCCAAGAAAGCCCACCUCGGGCGUAUAAAGCUAGCCCAAGCCUUGACUCCUUACUACUCUUCCCAGGCAGAACAGCACCCUGCCGCCUCUGCCCUUGUUCGUCUUCGUGCGCAGGAAAUGCGCAACGCCGGUCUCCCAGUGGAGGACAUCGCCAAGAUUGAAAGCCUCCUCCCUCUCGCAGCAAUGACCAACACCGUCCCGACUCUGUUCUGGUUCUUUAGCCAUGUCUUCACACGGCCGGCUCUCGUCGAGCAACUCAGGAAAGAAGUAGAAGACAACUUGCUCACCAGAGACGGCCCCAAAGCAAAACUGGCCGUCUCGUCAGCUGUGCUCGAAGAGAAAACACCUUUCCUGUGGAGCUGCUACAGAGAAACCCUCCGUCUCACCGUCCACCAAAUCGCCACGAGGACGGCGAUGCAAGACACGACUAUCACGUCCCCUAAGACGGGACAAACAUAUUUUCUCGCAAAGGGAACCGUGGUUCAAAUGUCGAUUGGGGCAUCUCACUUUCUUCCGGAAUACUGGGGGGAGAAGUACCUAGAUUUCAAGCCUGAUCGGUUUUUGGGGUUAACGAAGGAAGAGGAGAGGGCGCUCAAGGUGGCUCAUCAGCCGUUUGGCGGUGGAUUGCAUCUCUGUCCGGGGAGGCAUUUUGCCUUGGCGGAGAUGAUGGCUGUCAUGACGACAUUGCUGGUUGGGUUUGAGGUUGGGGGUCUGGAUGGGGAAGGGGAGUGGAGGGAGCCUGGGAGGGGGACGGCGAGUAUUGUUGAUGCGGCUACCAGGCCAAAGGAUUAUGGGGCGGGUUUUGGGGCGAAGGUUCGGAGGAGGGAGGGGUGGGAGGAUGUUGUCUGGGAGUAUAAGUUUUAA
Molecule: messenger RNA, 1659 nt
Organism: Podospora bellae-mahoneyi
Lineage: Eukaryota; Fungi; Ascomycota; Sordariomycetes; Sordariales; Podosporaceae
Exons: 2
Coding region: 10-1659 (549 amino acids)
Molecular function (GO): oxidoreductase activity, acting on paired donors, with incorporation or reduction of molecular oxygen; iron ion binding; heme binding
Source: RefSeq, a predicted model, not a curated record